Molecule: messenger RNA, 4962 nt
Organism: Ostrinia furnacalis (Asian corn borer)
Lineage: Eukaryota; Metazoa; Arthropoda; Insecta; Lepidoptera; Crambidae
Gene: Dpck
Product: Dephospho-CoA kinase
Exons: 4
Coding region: 181-873 (230 amino acids)
Biological process (GO): coenzyme A biosynthetic process
Molecular function (GO): dephospho-CoA kinase activity; ATP binding
Source: RefSeq, a predicted model, not a curated record
ACCCACAAAUUGCAUUGUGGUCUAUUGUGGUUUGGUUUCUUCGCUAGAGUAAUUUUUAUUUUAGAUUUUUACUCUUAAUUUAAUUUCAUGUCUUGUUGUUAGUUAUCUAGCUCUAGUUCCGACUUCUUUGGAUCAAGCACUUCUUUCGGUUGCGUUAACAGGUCUGUCCACACCAGCAACAUGUUCAUUGUUGGACUUACAGGAGGCCUUGCAACGGGGAAAAGUACAGUGCUUUCUAUAUUUCGCGAACAUGGUGUAGCUGUGAUUGAUGCUGAUGAAGUAGCCCGAAAAGUAUUGGAACCAGGAACAAAGGCAUGGAAAGAAUUGAGAGAGUAUUUCGGUGAUGAGGUGUUGUGCGUUGAUGGUAAAGUCAACAGAGUACGGCUGGGGGAAAUAGUAUUUGAUGACAUAGACAAGAGAAAAAAACUUAAUGCCAUAACACAUCCUCGAAUACAAAGUGCUAUGAUGAAGAUGGCUGUAUCAUAUUUUUUCUCUGGACAUAGAUACAUUGUGAUGGAAGUGCCAUUAUUGUUUGAAACGGGAAAAAUGUUAACCUUUAUGCAUAAAAUUAUCACAGUUGUUUGCGAGGACUUCCAGCAAUUAGAAAGGUUAUGUAAACGUAAUGACAUGUCAGAAGUGGUGGCCAAAAAGCGGAUCAAUUGUCAAAUGCCUUUGGAAGAUAAAGUUGCUAAGUCACAUUUUGUCAUAGACAAUUCAGGUGACUUUGUUAAUAUGAGACACCAAACCGAAAGUAUAAUAAGGAUGCUGCGAAGAUCAAAGUUCACAUGGUAUUUUAGAGCAAUAAUUGCAAUCACAUUCCUAUCAAUAGUAUUUGGCGUUGUACAUAUUUUUAAUAAGGAUAUAUUAUGGUAAUAAGCUAUGGUGUCCUUAAUGUAUAGUAAUGUGUAUAUUAUUUUACUUGAAAUCAUUUACAAUUAAUAUUGUAAUAUUCUUAAUUGUGUAGGAAAACAGGAAAGUGCAAAAAUGUAUGUAGAGACUUAUGCUUCAAUCACACCAACGCGUGUAGAACGCCAUCGCCGGUGAUACACGGCGCAAUCAUAGGGAAAUGACAGGUCGAGUGAACUGUCAUGGGUUGCGCGACCUGUCAUUGGCCUUUGAUCACCGCCGGCGCGCGCCUGCGAUCUGCACGCGUCGGUUUGGUUGAAGCUUUAUUAACCUUUUUAUUUCAACACAAAUAAAUCAAUUUUCAGCAAGUCUUACAACUUUGUAAAUAAGAGAAUGAAUGUGGCAAUGAAAAGGUUAAAAUAGUUCUAAAAACAAUUACCUAUUAGUUUAAAUUUCCCAGUUAGUGUUGUAGUGAUUCAAUUUGCACAUUAGCUUACAGUGCAAUUGUUGGAAUUUGAAUGUUAUGUUUUUUAUUGUAAGAGUCAAAAUCAAUAAGUUAAUGUGUGGGCAUCUGAAUUAUUAGGGUGUGCUAACAGUUGUUUCUCAUUUACAAAAACAAGUGUCGUUUUAUGUAGGUGUUGUGUAUUUAUGGGAUGGUAUAAGUCGUAGUUAAAUAAGCCUUAAUUUUGCUCAAAAUAGUGGGACUAUAUUUUAGCAUAGCAUUUGGGGUAGUGUUAUAGGUAGUAUUUUUAAUGAAUAAUGUGGUGUAUGAAAAAUAUUUCUGAUCAGUUAAUGACUGUUUCUUAAUAGAAUAUGAAAUCGUAUUAUUCCUUAAUCGUUAAAUGCAUGACAAUUGGUAGGGUGGUGUUGCGUAUAUUGUUGAACCACUGUGGUGUGGAUUAUACUUAUCUGUUUGUAAUUUUUUUUAUUGUUAUUCCUUCACAAAAUAAGGAGUUGCAUGACAUCAUAUUUACCGAUCUCUUUCUAAAAUAAUACUGUAAUGCAUUUUCAGUCAAACCGGAAUUGUUAGCAUUUAUAUUAGGGAUCAAGUUAAUAUUGUAUCAAUCAUGCUCCCGAGUCACGAUAAACUCGUCGCGAAGUUCCAACGAAAAAGUCAAUUAGUCUGUCAUUCUCACGGUCAAUUUUAUGGGCGAAUUAGAUCCGUAUGUUAUGUCACACAGCAAGAGUUGAGGCGAUCACAACAUUUCGAUUCAUAGAUUCUGUUCUGUGGGUCUAGACAAAGUGCAAAUUAUAAUCGCAAACCAGUCGAAAAGUGGUCGAAAAGCCCCUUUUUUGUAUGGAGUUUUGACGGAUUCGAUUUUCGAUUCGAUCAAAAGUGCGUUUUGUCUAAGGGGGCUGGGUUUGGUUUAAAUAUUGUAACCUUUUUGGCGGAUUUUACACUGCGCGGAAAUUAGCCGAGUCAAGUCAAAAAAACAGUGGAGUGGGGAUGAAAAUUAUUCAUUUUUCGUGUAAAAGCGCCUUUCCUCAAUCCAAGUUAUGCACAAUAGAAUUUAAUAAGUAUUUAGACCAAUCACAGACUUGAAUGUGUUCUUGUGCUCAGGUUUAUUCAUCGCAAAAUGUCUAGUUUGGUAAUUAAAUAAUACCUAUUUUCAAUUCCCCUGCAGCUGAAAUGUCACGUAACAGUCGCCAAUGUAGAAUUAAGAUUGACACGGUGACCGUCAUAAAUUGCCAUCCCGGUAACCGCGACCCGUCCACCGUUUACUCGCUUCCGCCCAUGCGUGGUAUUACGUCAUAAAGGUGCCCUAGCAAUAGUCCAGUUGCUUCUAUUUCCAUCAUAAAGUUUGAAAGGUUGUGACUUGUGACUCCAUUACAUGUAACUCGACUACAGAAGAUACGAACUAAGAACGAUUGAGAUCGUCACGUUAUCGUUGAAUUCGAACGCUGGGUAUCGAAUAUCUUCGAAUACGCAGACGAUUCGAAGUCGAAACGAAGAAGUACCUACUGUAUCGUGUUGUAAUCUAUAAAGUGCCUAGGUAUUAGAUUAAAGUGCCGUUUUCACCAUCAAUCCCUAAUUUUUAAGUAACCCCUAUGCAACAAAAUUUCUGUUAUGUGUUACCAUAGGGGUUAGUGCACGUUUUUAGGCUGAUCUUUAUUUUUAAUUUUACACCUAUAUGAAAAUUUUGCUGUUAUAUCUAACCAUUACGCGCUGCUUUUUUAUUUUUUAGUAUUUCAGUAUGGCUGUAUUGUUACCAAUUGACAAAAACAAAAAAAAAAUCGAACCGAAUUUCUUUUUAAUCAGUGUAUGCCGCCGCGUAUAUUGGUAAUGUUUUUGGGCAGUUUCCGCGCCCACCACUGCGUAGGACGUGGAGUGACGAUGGUGACGUGAUGCCUGUAGAUGGCAUCGCUGGUGUUGUGGUGAUGGUGGUGGUCGUCGGUGAUCCCGACUGCCGUUGACAGCACGUACGAGCUGUUCACGAUCUGUGGUCGGUCGUGGCUCUCUUUCUUGGGUUCGAACACUUGCUUGAUUGGGUCGUAGAUGUACGAGCCGAAUAUUGCCCUGAGAAAGACAAUGUUACAUAUUGCACGUAAAAAGCAGUCAAUACUUACUGGUAUUAUAAUUUAAAGCAAUAAUUAUAAAAUCAUCUUAUUACGAUAUUUAUAUCUUCUCUUUUACGAUGAUGAUGAUGAUGAAAUAUUGCCAAUAUAUACAUAGGUAGGUGCGUUAUCGGCAAAAACAUUUUCAGAGUCUUCUAGUUUCUUAAUUAUCGUAAACAAUACGCAGUAAAUACUUACUGGUAUUUGUGAUAGUGGAUAACUUUGAGUCAGUAUUUGAUACGAUGAUAUAAUUUAAAGCAAUAAUCAUAAAAUCAUGUUAUUACGAUAUUUAUAUCUUCUCUUUUACGAUGAUGAUGAUGAAAUUUUGCCAAUAUACGUAGGUGCGUUAUCGGCAAAAACAUUUUCAGAGUCUUCUAAUUUCUUAAUCAUCGUAAACAAUACGCGUUAUCUACAGUAUCAGUUUUUACCUGCGCAAUUAUUACACAUUCGGGGAUCAAUUUUCUUUUAAUCUAAGCCUAGGUCACGUAGUAAUUUCUGGUAUUACAUGCUGAUCUUUGUCAUUCAUCGAUUUUUAAAUACCUUUAUAAUAUGAAAUUCUAUGCUGCCUAAGCAUUGCAUGCAUUGCUUUAAUAUUAUACAGAAUAAUUUGCGUUAAGUCGUAAGCUUUUUUAAAACAAAAACAAUACACUAAUCUUUUCUAAAUGUUUAUAAAUGCCUUAAACUCACGGUUUGAUUCCUUCUUCUACUAUGAAACGAUGGAAUACGUUAUUUUCAUCUGCAGUUACGGUUUUACAGCUGAAAACAGGUUUUUGUCUUCUGUGAAAAUAUGUACUAUAAUAUAAUAUUGUAAUACACCACCUUACACAUUUUGAUAAGAAUAAAAAUCAUGAUGAAAUAGUUUUGUUUAAAUUACGUAUUUUUUGUAGAUAAGGAUGUUGUUAUUUUAAGUGUUUCAUCCAAAGAGGCAUUUUAUAAAUAUUUUCUACAAUUUACAACCUUCGCACUUUACAGAAAAAGAAAAAGAGACUAAUGCGACAUCUUUGUCUUAUAAAGUGUAAUUAUUUUUUGUUCUAUUAAUUUGAUUUCAAACAAAACGAUUAAUAAUUGUACCUGUGUUUGUUAUGCUACAUUGCUACAUUUAAAUUUUGGUUAUGAGUAAUAUCCAGUGAAACUUUUAGUUACAAAUAGUGUGAGAUGACUUUUAUGUAUGUAUAGGUUUUUAUUAAUUUUAAUAUGUUACAUUAUUUUGUUUUUGUUAAAAAAUAAUUAUCAUUAUAAGUGCGUACAAAAAUAAUUUAUCGGUAAUAAUCAACCAAAAUCACACGCUAACAUAUUAAUAAUUUAUCGAAUUAUUUAAGUCUCAUUCUCAAUAAUUUAAUAGAGCAUGUAAGUAAAGCAAUGUAUAGUCCAGUUAUUAACUUUAGAAAUUAAAUUGACUAAAUUAAUCCAAUUAUUCAUCUAGAAUUCCCCGAAAUUACAUUUUAGCUAAAAACGUUAGAAAGUGACAGCUGCUAAUAUCAUUUUAUAGUCACAUGAAGAAAACUGUACAUUGUUAUUACGUUUUUUCCUUUAUGUAAGUACAGUCACAAGCAUAAAUAU